This is a messenger RNA of Seriola aureovittata, 8104 nucleotides long. It is a transcript of the gene ypel1, whose product is annotated as yippee-like 1. Bases 2129 to 2488 code for a protein of 119 amino acids. The record is from RefSeq and is a predicted model, not a curated record. NCBI's taxonomy places the organism in Eukaryota, Metazoa, Chordata, Actinopteri, Carangiformes, Carangidae. The transcript is spliced from 5 exons.
UUUAAUAUAUUUUUUAUCUCUGACAUGGCAAAGCCUCAAGAAAUACUCGAGGAAUCUAUUGAUCUGGCUCUAAAAUUAACUAAUGAGGACAGCAGGCGUGUUUUGGCGCAAAACCACAGAGAGCAGUGUGAUUGUUUUUCAGGAAAUAUCAUCCAGCAAUAAUCCUUUAAAGUUCCUUUACUCUGUCCAUGGCGCUCAGUUCUGACUUUUAAUUGACCUUUCUGCUGUUUCUCCUCCCAUAUGGUGUCAGGAUAAUAACAGACUGCUUUAUUGUUUUUAUAAAACAUGUGAGGAUCCUUUUUAUCACAGGGUUUUAACCCCUAAUGCCACUUAAUCAGUCCAUAAACUAAUUAAUCAAGAAAACAAUUGUAAAGCAAAUUGAAGAAUGUGCUGAAAACGAGGAGAAACUAAAUGAGAUUUUGCUUUUCAUUUAAAAAGAGACCUGUGGGUGGGAAACAAAACAUGACAUAGAAAAAUAACGAUUUUUUUUUUUUAAUAUCAUAGGAAGAAAAAUGAGAUCAUUUUCUCAUCUUGUAUUUAUUUACACAUCCGGGCAUCUCCGCGCUCCCUCCUUCUCUUGGUGGCGCGUUCAUGUCGCAUGGGAAAUAAGCUCUUCAGCAACAACAAAACAAUAACUUUGAGAGCUUUAUUUUUUAUGAAAAUAGAAUACAUUAUUUAAUUCGUAGCUUGCAGUAAAUCAUUCUCAACUUGGGCAAAGUUCACACAAAGACACUUUAUAUGUGAUGCACUCGAGUUUGUGAUUUACAGCAGAACAACACUGCAGGCAACAAGCAAGUGUUUCUGGAAGAUCCAAAAUAUCUUUUAUUAAAAUGUCUUCAGUGGAGAAGUUGGUGUUCAGUUGUCAAAUUAAACUACCUGAAACCUCAAUUAAACACACGCGGAAAUAAAAAAAAAACUCAAAGGAUCUUUUAUUUAUAGAAAGCAUGCAAAAGCAGCACUAUUAUGGUGUUUCUAUUUAAGCUGAACAACUAAGUAGAUCGUGAAGUUGGAGCCAAUGUAGAUUAUUUACAAUAAGAAUAGCUUAAAUUUUUAGUUGAGGUGACCUUUAUUGAUCAUAUUCGGGGAAAUUGAAGGGUCAGAGCAGCAAAAAGUAGGUGAACAGUUGCAUCCUAUGGAUAAGUAACCUUGAAAACUAGUAUACGAUAUAUUUGUACCAUGAGCAGCUAUGAGUCAAAAAUAAAAGUAAAAGGUAUUAAAUCUGUGGGGAAAUGCCCAUUACAGUGUCCUAGAUCAAAGGUGACUUAUAUAAAUGUUUCAUUUUGUUUGACCAACAACCCAAAACCCAGCAAUAUAUUCAGUUUAUUAUAAUGUAAGACCAAGAAGAACAGUAAAGCCUCAAAUUUGAGAAUCAGGAAUGGUCAAAUAUUUGGAAUUUUUGCUUGAAAUUUAGUUCAACGAUUAAUCGAUCAUCAAACUAGAGAAGGAAGUUAUGAUAAAUAACUAGAUAGAAAAAUUACAUGGGAGGGAAUGGAAGUAGAAAUGCUUGAAAACAUAUAAAAGAGUAAAAGAACUUCGAAUAAAACAUAAAAUAAAUGGAGCCAAAAAGAAAUAAAACCUUUUAUUUCCACCUGAAUAAUCCUCUCAACUUGGUUUCCAUCUUUCCCACGGGAGCCUGAAGGCAGCGCAGCAACCGAUUGGCUGGCCGAGCUGUCAAUCAAAGCUCCAUCUCCCUCCCACGUGGUGACGUUUCUUACCAAAGUAACCAGGCCAGUCUAUUACGCACACAAAAGACACAACAAAAGCCCGUGUUAGGAAAAAUGAGAUCCGUCAGCACCCAAAGGACACAACAAUAAGUUCCCAUCUGGCAGCAUCACCCAUGGACCAGAGCCUGGGACGACGACAAUCAUUAAUUUAACUUAAAGAAAAGAAAACAUCUCUCUCUUUCUUCAGCAAGCAGUUUUUCCUCCAAGCUGCGUUUUGCUCAGAUCUGAUCCAGGUGGUUUGAUUUUCUCCUGUGGUGUCUGUGUGGAGCGUGCCACACACCCACUCCACAACAACGACGGCUUUUGCUUGCAUCUUCCAGUGUUUCUUCUGUCAGCAAGUCCAGCAGAGCUGCAACUCUUCCAGUGCCAGCCCUGACACCAGCGAGGAGCCCUGCCCCACUGACAUGGUGAAGAUGACCAAGUCUAAGACCUUCCAGGCUUACCUGCCGACCUGCCAUCGCACCUACAGCUGCAUCCACUGCCGGGCGCACCUGGCCAAUCACGACGAGCUCAUCUCAAAGUCAUUUCAAGGCAGUCAAGGAAGAGCCUAUCUGUUCAAUUCAGUGGUGAAUGUCGGCUGCGGGCCAGCUGAGGAGCGGGUACUCCUCACAGGUUUACAUGCUGUGGCGGAUAUCUACUGUGAAAACUGUAAAACCACCCUGGGCUGGAAAUAUGAGCACGCGUUCGAGAGCAGUCAAAAGUACAAAGAGGGAAAGUUCAUCAUCGAGCUGGCUCACAUGAUCAAGGACAAUGGAUGGGAGUGACGCUCCGGCCGCUCUCUUUUCUUUUUCUGACCUUGGAAUGCUCUUUAUUGAACUGCGUGGAGCGACGACCAUCGACCCUCCCCUUCCAACAACCACUCCCUCAGAGAGAGAGAGAAAAAAACAACCCUCCUCCACCAUCCUCCACCCACUUGUCUCCUUUACGUGCACACACCCACCUGCUCAUCGUGAAACUGAACAGAACAAAUGAAACGAAAGAAAAAAGAAGAUAAAAAACGACGACUAGGAAAGUGGAGCGACUCUUGAAGAAUCACGUCACAGGAGUUUCUUUGUCGUCACUUUGAAGAUUCUUGCGUUCUCCUUCACAGCUCUGGAGCUUUUGGGUUUGACCCCGCCCCACCCACUCACACUCACCUCGCCUUCCCCCUCCCACCUCCACCCCCCACCGAACCACGCUUACAAGUGAUUGUGGUGAUAUGGCGACCACUGUGCAUAAGGAGAUAAACUUCACUGAAAGAACAUUACUUUGUUGUCCUUAUUCCGCCCGCCCAGCGAGGCGGACGACUCUGAUGACUUUGGUUAUUUUUAAUGUUAUUUGCGAUAGUUUUAACUUCUGGGUUUGGUAAGGUUUUAUGGUUUGAUGGCAGAUGGAUGUUACUGGUUAGCAUUUUAUUUCCCUGUCAAUUCUGUCAUGUUUUGUUUUGUUUACUUGUCGUUGGCUUGUCGUAUCUCUGCCUAUAGCUGAGCAUGCUUUUCUUUGCUAAUGUCCAAAUGAGCAAUCAGGGACGGGUGAGGAGCGGAGGGGAAAGGGAGUUUAUUGUAGUUACAAAUAUGUAGCAGCAUUUUGCUUUUUUGUGUGUUUUUUUUUUAAAUGGCAAAGGAUGGGAAUUGCAGUAGUGUGGGAUUUUAUACCUAAUAUUUUUUUUCUGUUUUUAUCUUUAUUCUUUCUUGUGAAUUUCCAUUAUUUCCCCCCUUCUGGUACUUCUCAGCACUCAAAAAAAGCAUUGAAAGCAGCACCUAGUAUUUGUUUGAUGUAAGUAUAUAUAUAUAUAUAUAUAUAUAUAUAUAUGUAUACACAAACAUAUAUGUGUAUAUAUGAAUAUUUGUAGUGUUUGGCUAAAUGCGAUUGUGGCUGGUCCCAUUUUGCAGCAGAAUCAUAAAUGAAAGAAACGUGAAAAGGAGCAGAAAUAGUUUCUAGACUGGGGAACCUGACAUCAGUGUCCACUUGUCAUAAAACAUUAUGGCAGACUGUAUUAUUCCAUUGUUUAGUAAUGAAAUAACAAAGAGACACAGCUACAGCUAUAUAUAUAUAUAUAUAUAUAUAUAUAUAUAUAUAUAUAUAUAUACACACACACACACACAUACUAUGAUUACAUAUCCAUAAAUACUAUGAAAAUGUUCGUAGUACGUAGAUAUUGGAACAUGGAUUCUAUAUAUUUGCUGUCAUGCACAUAUGUAUAUAUGCAUAUGACUGUGUGUAUAUAUGCACUGUGUGCGGUCAAGCAUUACAUAGUGGCAUACUUGAACAACGCUACUUCGUUUGCACUUUGCAGAGGCCUUCGGUUCAUCUCAGUUUAGAGGCAAAACAAAAUUUGCUCGCUCUCGUCUGUUUUAAAAAAAAUUUCUUAAAAAAUGGCCUUCUCACAGAUGAACGACAGAUUGUUGGAGACGGAGAGAGAAAAAUUUUGAGCUUUGACGGUUUGAGGGUUUCGUUGACUCUUAAGGGACUGUAGUGUGUUUAGCAGCUUUCUGAUCAUUUGGUUUGACGUCAACAAAUUCUGCUUUUCCUCUCAGUUUCAGCUCGAUUUCGGAGAGAAACAUGUAGUUUCCGAUUCUUUGCUACUGUCCUAGAAAUCCCGCCAUUUCCUCCCCCUCGUGUAGGUCUUUUGCACUUUAUGCUUAUCCGUCUCUCUCUCUCUUUUAGAGCGUUUGAAUUGUCUCAUUGUGGAUGCUGUCUGCGAUUUGCCUCUAAGCCGUAUGAAUCUUGUGCCUCUUCAAAACAUAAACGGCCUCCCCUUUUUUUUUUUUUUUCUGUUGUGCAGUGCAUAACUCCGAAAACCAUGUGAACCGAUGUGUCUUCCCCCCCCUCCACCUCUUCUGGUUCAAAGUGGCCCUCGAAAUAAUGAUAUUCACCAAAAUCCUCAUAGAGCUCUGCCCUGUUAUUUUGGACAACAGAGACUUGGUAUAAAUAAACGCAUAUAUUUUCUAUGUUAAGAUUUAGAGGUGCAAAAACAGAUGGAUAUUCAGUAUAUUAUUUCUAGAAGCAUAGAGGAAGGAGGUGUGGACUGUGAGGGAGGCCCAGGGCUUGUUGUUUGACUUUUUUUUAUUGGAAGGAUAAAAAAAAAGAUGGCAGCAGGUCAAGUUGGGGCAGGGUGAGAUGGGAUGAGAGAGAUUUAAAAAAAAAAUCAGCAGUGAUUGAUUACUUUGCCGGCAAGGUCAGUCAGAUCACACGACCUUUUAUCCUAAAAACAAUGACAAUGCAAACCCUUAAUAGUCAGCAGUGAUACCUACUUGAAAAUAUAAAGGCGUAAACAGCUGAGAUAUUGGCCCGUGUUACAGUUUUUGUACAUAAAGUAACAUAUUUAAGGUUUUAUACGUAUUUCUACUGGGUUAGUUCUUUUACUUCCCCAACUUGAAGCACUUUUGUUCACUGUACCUCUGGCUGUGUGCGUGUGUGUGUGUGUGUGGGUGUGUGUGUGUGUGUGUGUGUGUGUGCGUGUGGGUGUGUGUGUGUGUGUGCGUGUGGGUGUGUGUGUGUGUGUGUGUGUGUGUGCAUGCAUGUGUAUUAGCCCACAUGCAUGCCUGCACACCAAAGUGAACGUUUACUUCCUUUUCCUCAGACAGUUUUAUUUCUCUUUUUUUCCCUCUCUUAUGUUUGGAAAUCUUUUUUUUUUUUGUCCUGUUUUCUUUUACAGCUGUUUGGUGUUACUGUCUCUCCCAGUGAUCUGAGAGGUCGAGAGCCAGGUUAGUUUGUUUGGAAGUGAUUUAUCCCCAUUUUGUUUGGUUUGUUUUUUCUGUUAGCUUGUUUAUUUAGCUUGUGUGGUGAGAGCCCGUUAGAGGGCCGGUGUUUAGGUCUCUGCUGAGCCAUGUAGACGUUGAGGGCGAGCUGGAAUCUCCCACCAUGUCGCAGGGAGAGCCUUUACAAAACCCUUUCACCACCACAGUCAGUGUCUCCUGUAUAGAGGGCUUUCAGACUGAUGAAAUGCGCCCUCUGGCAGCCACGUUGGAGGUCCUGAGCUAUUGGCAGCGCUGGCUGUGAAUAUCUGAUUGUAUUUCAUGAGAACUUUCUCAUUUUUGUGCUGGUUUGACGGAAAAUUAACUGUUAUUUCUCUGAUCUAUCUGAUUUGAUUGAUUUUUGUGAUUAUGUUAGUUUCUUUGCUACAUCCCAGUUGUGGGGCUGCACCAAGAUUCCUUCAAAUGCAGGUUUCUCUUGCCCUUAUUUGCAGUAUUCGGUGUCCCACAAUCCACUGCACAUCCCUUGUUUAAAGAGCACCUCAGCAGCCAGAGAGGACACUGAGACAAAACCUUUCAGCCUAGUGUUAGGUUAACUCUUUAAUGGUGCAUUCAAGUGGUCUUCGUCAGUUCGUUAAUUCGGGAACUAUGACGUGACCUCAUCUGUGUUCCUGUGGUCAUCGGUGCUGGUAAACCGGCUACAUUUCAUGAACAGGAGUUUACUGCUUGGUAUCCACCACUCUGUCGGCCAUUUCCUGGUGAUAAACUUGAAAGCUGCUGAGACUGAAAGUUCAUUCUUGGCCUUGGAAACAACAACUGACAGAAUAAUCUUCGUACCAAGGUCCAUUUGGUAGCUGUUUCGGAGCGUUAGGUCAUAUUACAUGAGUCGCUCAGAAAUGGAACUGUAGAUGUUCAAAGUCUUCAAGACUUUUUUUCCUGAGCACUUUUUUGUGUUUGCUUAGAAAUCUUUAAAGUGCUCAGAGGAAUAGAAAUGUGAACAUCUAUCGCUCUGUGACAACUGUGCAGCUCUGAAAGGUGUUGACUUUAGAAGCUGUUGAGGAUCACCUGAAUGCACCAUUAUGGGAGGAUGUUGGUCCUCCAAGAGACACACUUUCAAGUGCUGUUAAGGUUGCAGCUCCUGAACUGGGAUGAAGCUCUUUGCAUCAACACUAACAACAAUCAAAACCUUGAUGUUUGUCCCAAAUCCAUAGAGACCACAGCUAAAUUUGGAAUCUGAUCUACCUUAAUAUGCAAGUCGCGAUUACCAACCAGGCAAGGCGGGGAACUGCAGAGGGGCUCCAGACUCCUAGGGGGCCCUAAGAGCCCCAGGUUCAUUCCAUAUUAUUUGGGUCUACAUACCUUGAUUAAUCGCAAAUUUGUCCAAAAUUUGAAACUAUGACUGGUCCUCCAUCUGGUCUAAAAUGUUUAAGCUCGAUAUCAUUUUGUCAGAUUGCUUCCAUUUUUUCUGCAUGUCAAGUAAUUAAUACACAGAAAACCUCAGGCCAUGCAGCAUUAAUCUAUUGUCUGACAACAACCUUUUAUUUUUAUUAUCAAUACAUCUGACAGUUAUUUUCUUUAAUGAUUGUCUGGUGUAUAAAAUGUGAGGAAACAGUGGAAAAGGCCCAUUUUUAUUUCCUGAAGCCCAAGUUAGCAUAUUCAGAAAGAUAUUAGAUUUAUUAUCAUAAAAAAAAAACUAUGAAAAUAACAAAUAUUUAUAUUUAAGAAGCUGGUACCAGUGAUUUGUUUGGCAUUGCUUAAAAAUGGCUGAUUAAAAAAACAAUAAAUAACUAAUCAAAAUUGUGUCCACUAGGGGCCCAACAACAAGUCUUUGCCCCAGGGCCCCUAAGACGAUAAUCCUGCCACGUUACCAGACCAUUAAUGUCUACUUAAAUCGUUACUGAGUGGGCCUACACUGGUCCGACUUUCUUCUCAUUACACGCACACAGCCAGUUUCUCCCAAGGGCCUCCAACGUGGCACCAGCAGUGGUUGCUGGGAGAUUUGUGACCCGGCUGCAGAUCCUCUAUACACUCCCUUCAAUCAGUCAGUCCAAGUUGAACCAGCAAAAAGCAGUUGCCAGUGUCACCGCCAGUGUGUACCAAAUAAGAACCAGGUUCUAUCGAAUGCGUCAGUGUCAUGUGUUAGACGGCAGGAAGGAAGCCAGGGGUUAUGUUCGAGUGUCUCCUGGAGAUUCAACUGUUAAACCAAAAUUAAAGAGGAGAAAUCCUGUCACUAAUGACAUUGUCUUUCUGUAGAAUGUUUUGAUUCUCUGAACUUAAUAGCGUCAAAGCAGCCUGGAUGAACAGUGUAGAUACUUGCUGCUGAAUACUGUUUACUUUUUAUUGUUAUUUUUGUUUUAUUGUGACACUGGCUACCUACUUUUUGAGCUCUGUUACUGUCUAAAACAUACCUGAAAGGAUGUUGAUCAAAGGCAAGAUGGUUAUACAGGGGAAAAGACUGUACAAGUUCUUUUCUUAGGACUGUUAAAAUACAGUUUAAGGUCUAAAGCAUGUUGUAUUUAUAAUGGCUAUAUGUCGUGCCUGUUUUAUUAUUAUUUUUUCCUAAAUUUAAAAACAAAAAUAUUAUAUGCUUUUUAUUUGACUACAUUGCUUUGCAUUCUGUCUUAGUAAAGCCAUGUCACAUGUCUGUUUUCACUCUAAUGUAAACUAUCAAAUAUCACAAUAAAUUUUCAAUGGCAUUAAGUUGUG